Molecule: messenger RNA, 2397 nt
Organism: Parnassius apollo (apollo)
Lineage: Eukaryota; Metazoa; Arthropoda; Insecta; Lepidoptera; Papilionidae
Source: the annotation of a GenBank genome assembly
AUGCUACUUUCUUCUGAUACUAUAAAAGGAUUGAAAGAUUCUGGAUUUUAUAAACCUUCACCGAUUCAAUUACAUGGUAUUCCUCUAGGAAAAUGUGGAUUUGAUUUGUUGUUAGAAGCCAAAUCUGGAACUGGAAAGACGGCUGUUUUUUCUGUAAUAGCUUUGGAGAAAUUAGAUCUUAGUAAAGGAUUGCAAGUCGUAAUACUUGCACCAACUCGAGAAAUAGCUAUGCAAAUAUGUGAUGUAUUAAAACAAAUUGGUGCAAGUUAUAAAGGUCUUUGUGUUGAAGUAGUGAUGGGAGGUCUUUCUGUUAAAGAUGAUAUUGAAAAAUUCACAAAGAAUGUCCAUAUAGUCGUUGGUAGCCCAGGACGCUUAAAACAUUUGAUACACGAUAAAUACAUCGAUACAUCUGCAGUUAGAUUGUUAGUUCUUGAUGAAGCAGAUAAAUUAAUGGAAAAAAGUUUUCAGACAGACAUAAACUAUAUACAUUUAGCGUUACCAAAACAGAAACAGGUUAUAAUGAGCAGUGCAACUUAUCCUGAAAUGUCCAAGACAUUUAUAAUGAAAUUUCUGCAGAAUGCUCAACAUGUUUGUCCUAAUAGCAGUGGUAUUCUUUUGGGAAUUGAACAGAAAAUAACUUUAGUCAAAUAUAACAGUAAUAUAGUAAGACAAACACAACAUAAAUUUGAAGAGCUGUUAAAAAUUUUAUCAAAUAGACAUUUUAAACAAUGUCUUAUAUUCUGUAACUAUCAAGCAAGAGUUGUUGAGAUAUGUAAAAUGUUGAAGAGAGAAAAGUGGCCUGCUGAACAAUUGUAUGGGCAACAAGAUCAAACAGACAGAUUAGAUGCAUUAAAAACUUUGCAAGAAUAUAAAUGUAGAUUAUUAAUUUCCACUGACCUGGCUGCUCGUGGAAUAGAUGCUUCAAAUGUAGAUUUAGUUAUUAAUUUUGAAGUGCCAUUUGAUUGGCAAACUUAUUUACAUAGAAUAGGGAGAGCUGGAAGAUAUGGAUCAUAUGGCACAGCUGUUUCUAUAUUAAGUGAAGGGAUUGAAAAAAAUAGAUUUAUAAAAUUGUUGGAAUCUGCAAAACUUCCUUUCAAUUUAACUCAUUAUUGGACCAAUGUUAAAUUCUGCUUGAAUGAUGAUAUCUCACAUAAUUACAUAUCUGCUGAUAAAAAUAUGUGUUCAGUAGAGGAAAAUGUUUCAAAACAAAAUGUAAAACAAAAUUGUGUAGAACUAUGGAACAUCUUGACUGGGGAUAAUCAACGAACAAAUAAUUUUGAAAGUUUUGAGAAUAUUUGUAAAUCGUUUAAUGAAAUAGAAACAGGUAAAAAUAUUGAACCGUUUAGUGAUCUAUUACAAUCAUUUGGAACAAAUCAACUUAACACUAUCUAUGAAGAUUAUAAAUUAAAUCAGUUAAAUCUUUUACAACCACUGCAUAAUCAUGAUGUUAAAUAUAUAGAUGCAUGUAAUAUUAAUGAUAAGUAUCAUAAUUACAAAACAGAAUACUCCGUAAGUAAAAAUAAUGAUUCAAACACAAAUUCUAUGGAAAGCAAAAAAGGAACAAUUCUAAACAAAGAUACAAAUUAUACCUCUUCUGAUAAGAACCCAUAUAGAGACAAAACUCUCAAUGAGAUUUACACUAAAAAUGAUAGUAAUUUGAAAACAGUUGAAAAUAAUUCAACAAUAACCUUAAUAAAUGAUAGUAAAUAUGUCAAUAACAAAAGAACUGUAGUGGCUAAAUCUAAUAAUUUAGAUGAGUAUGAAAAUAUGUGUAACUCAUUAGCUAGUUUUGGUCUUCCAACUUCUUUUUCUAGUUCAAAGAAUCGUAAAAAUUCCAUAAAUGAGUUUGUUAUGGAUUUAAAGAAUACUCAAAGAGUUCACUAUCAAAGUGAUAAAUGUUAUAACAAUAGAAAAGGUAUGAAUUCAGUAGAAGAGUCUUUUAAAACAACUAUUAAAGGAACUGUUCCUAAACAACUUUCAAAAGAUGUGAAAUACAGAAGAGAAUUAUCUAAAAACAAUAAGAAGUUGCUUGAACACACCAAUCACUUGAAUAUGCCACAGUCUCAAUCUACAUGUCACAUGAACAAAGUGAAAAGGGGAAAAAAAUACUGUAACAACUCCAACCUAGAUGAAGAAUUUUAUAAUAUUCAAAAAUAUAAUGAUUGGUAUAAUAAAUUAAAAUUAAGAACAAAGCAAGUUGAGAUUGUGGUAUACUUAGAAGAAAUUAGGUUUUCUCAUGGUAAAUAUCUAAGGCUGAGCGCAGAUUGCAGUCACAACAGUUUUAAGACAGACUAUUGCUUUAUAAAAUAUAUGGAGACGCGCAAACUUCAAACAAAACGUCUCACAGACAGAAUAGUCUACUGCCUACAAGAACUGCUCAGCGACCAGUCUGACUAA